Messenger RNA from Parascedosporium putredinis, 297 nucleotides. The record is from the annotation of a GenBank genome assembly. Lineage: Eukaryota; Fungi; Ascomycota; Sordariomycetes; Microascales; Microascaceae.
AUGACGACAUCGACGGAGCAUAUCGACCGAAAGUCCCUUUACACGAAUCUCGAGGCCCGUAUCGAAUACCUACAUCGCUUCCUCGACUUCAACGAAGAUGACGUUGCCGCACUUGCCUUCGGAUCCAAGUUCGUGCAAGACAUCAUCCCCGCCGUGGUCCACAUUGUGUACCGAAAGCUCCUGCAGUUCGACGUGACCGCCAGGGCAUUCGAAAGCCGGGAUACAAGGUCCGACAAGCCCUUAGAGAAGAUUUUGGAGGACCACAGCCCGGAACUUCAGACUCGAAAGAUCUUUUGA